GAGCCGAAAGCCGACCCACUCAAGACCUAACCUAACACACAGAAAACGAAAAUGGUCAGUUUAUUGCGUUUCCCGCACUUUACCGAAAAAGCUAUGUGUACAAUACCGUAAAUCGCAACUGGACUAUGAAAAAUGUCGACAAAUACUGUGCACGACUUAAUUAACCAGCAGUACGGACGGGCUAUUUGGAGGCAAUACGAUUCAGUCUUCUGCAGGCUCCGUUGCGAGGCCGAUCGACCACAUCUCUCUACACUGUGUGAAUCGGCAAUUUUCACGUGCAAAAAUGCCCCAAAACCAGGGAGCGAGCACAUUGUUGGGAUGGCCAAUGAGAACGGGCAUCUAGUGGUGAUGGACACCGAAUCUGAAGCCACAAACUGCACAGACGCACACAGCAACGCCAUUUUUGACCUGGCCUGGAAGUUCGACCAGAUGCAAUUAGUGACUGCCUCCGGAGACCGCUCUUCCAUGCUCUACGAUAUGGCCGAUGGUGAUUUUCGACACAUUCGCACCUUUUGCGGCCACUCAAGAUCGGUGAAAACUGUCGCAUUUCGCAAAGACGAUUCCAGUGCGUUUGCAACAGGCAGUAGGGACGGCAACAUAAUUAUUUGGGACACCCGAACUCAACAACACAGUUCCCUGAUAAAACCGGAUAGCACCAUAAGAAAUUCCCAUGGGGAUACCCCAUUCAAGGUCAAGAGAAGGCACGGCGGCAUCCCAAAUCUAAGUAAAUUGCCUUCAGGAAGCAGCAGAGUUUUUACUUUACUAUCGGGUUUUCUACUUUCAGACGUAAAGAGCGUCACGAGCUUAGUGUUCCAAAACAUCAACACUUUGAUAUCUUGCGGGUCUUACGACGGCAUGAUUAAAGUUUGGGAUCUACGGAAACACUACACAGUCUACAAAAAGGACCCACUGCCCAAGUAUUCCAUUCGCUAUAGCGGCACAACCGGCAAAAACGGCUGCAGUAACCUGGUCAUUGAUAAUGCUGGUGUCCGACUCUACGCGAACUGCCUGGACAGUACUAUUUACUGCUACAACAUAGCCACUUAUAACCCCGAGCCAAUGAUGAAAUAUAGGGGACACCAAAACAAUACCUUUUAUAUCAGGGCCUCGCUGUCCAAGGACGAGAAUUACUUGGUGAGCGGCAGCACGGAUGAGAAUGCCUAUAUAUGGAAUCUUGGGUAUCCGCAACCAAUUGUAAAAUUAGUCGGACAUAGCUCAGAGGUUAGUAGUGUUGCGUGGUGCAAUAGGAAGGCGGCGCCGGCUCUUGUGACUUGCUCGGACGAUAUGUCCUACAAGCUGUGGAAAAUUAGCAAUCUAGAUUCAACGGAUAAUGAACAAGGGCGCGCCGAAAUCCUGCCAUUCCCAGCUAACCAAACCGCCUCCAGAGAACAUUUUAGGAAACGCCGAUGUUUCCACGAACCGAAUUUAUUGCCGAAGAAAACCAUUUGGCAGUGUAAAAACUGCCAAAGAACGACCUUCACAAACACACUGUGUGACAACUGCUUGCCUCCGACUUCUAAACGGAAAGCCGAUUCCGAAUUAUUUAGCGAAAGCAAACGAAUUCAGACUAGUUUCGGCCCUCGAAGACUGUUCGCUCACUUGGCGAGAAACUUUAAGAAAGACGACACUUCGGACCAGGCUUUCCCCUCAGAAGAGGACAGUUUAAGCUUGAAACCCCUCAACAAAGCUCUAGGUAACCUCAGGACCGAAGACCUCGACAAUUUACCCAACUUUGUGGUGGAUGGCAUGGCGCCCCAUCUUAACUACUCACCACCGAAGAGAAGACCUCAGGACUGGCUCACCAGACUGCGAAUCGAGCGCAAUUUCCAACAGGAAAUUAUGGGCCAUAGAUCACCAAAGGCCCCGCGAUUGGAAAUGUCGCCGAAAGGCAACAUUAAAACUUGUACGUCGGCAAAUAGUCCGCUUCUGCGGUUCUUCAAGGUGACCAGUAGCAAUGGGCCAGCCGCCGACCCUAUCGCUCAUUCUCCUAAGAGCCGCAGUGGCGUCUUGCCGGAUCAAAAUUCGGAUGAACCUCAGAAUCAAUAACCGCACUUGUUGUUGCAAAAGUGUAUUUUACAUGCUAUGUGAUACUUGUUCUUGAUGCUUGUUGACGCGUUCCUUUUAUGUAAAUAUUUUAAUUCCAAAAGUGUCUCACUUUAAACAAAUUAGCUUCUAAGUAAGUGUAUUCCAUAGAUAAGUAUUGUCGACCUUAAACGUUGAUUACGGAGUAAACGAAAUUCAUUGACAGUUAA
Molecule: messenger RNA, 2252 nt
Organism: Dendroctonus ponderosae (mountain pine beetle)
Lineage: Eukaryota; Metazoa; Arthropoda; Insecta; Coleoptera; Curculionidae
Gene: l(2)dtl
Product: protein lethal(2)denticleless
Exons: 8
Coding region: 133-2046 (637 amino acids)
Biological process (GO): mitotic G2 DNA damage checkpoint signaling; proteasome-mediated ubiquitin-dependent protein catabolic process
Cellular component (GO): nucleus
Molecular function (GO): protein binding; protein-macromolecule adaptor activity
Source: RefSeq, a predicted model, not a curated record